AUUAGAAGAAGACAGUUCUGUCAGUGGAACGUGCAAUUGCCAUCCUCGUUUGUAGCUGAAGCUGCCGUCACUAGUCGGUCAUCGAAUUAAUACAUUUCGCUUGUUCCGGCUUUAAUCCCUUUGUCUCUGCCUGCUGCCUUGUGUGAUCAGAGACAUCGGCGUCAGGGACCUUGUCCAAUCAGAGACCUUCUGUGAUCAGGUCGUUACUGAAUUCGCUGAAUCCUUGUAAAACUACUCCUCUUAGUACGACGUCGCGGCGCAAUCAGGGAGACAGAACGUUUCUCUAUCUGAUUUUAUUGUUAGGGUUUCCAUCCACCCUCCCAUUCGGCGGAUCCACACAAGGCAACAGGGUCUACACGGGAUCUCGAUCCCUAGCUUCUUGGCACUUCAAGACUAGCGUCGCUUUCGCAAUGGUUCCGCACGACGACGUCUCUCUGUCGUUCGAUACGAAUCCCAAUCUCACCUUCCCGCAGCAUCGACGGCCACAAGGAGCCCAUCCGCAGCAGCCCAUGCAGUUCCCGCCUCAGCCAGGAAUGGGUCCAGGUCCGGGUCUAGGUUCGGGUCCGGGCUUCGGCCCGGGCCUCGGUUCGGGUCCAGGUUCGGGAUUUGGUCCGGGAGCUGGUGCUGCACCAGGCGGCAACAUGGCGUUCAUGUCCUUCGAUAUGAGCAAGCCCAGUGCCCUGGCGCCCCCGCCUCAAGCGGGCCCUCGGUUCGGAGGCCAGUCGCAGUACGACGGGUCUGGCGGGCUGUUCGGACAGAACUCGUUUGAAGACGAACUGCCUCUGCUUGAAGAGCUGGGAAUCAACAUCCCUCAGAUCCUAAGGAAGACAGCUUCUGCGCUGAACCCCAUCCGCAUCAACAUCGAUCUCUACGACGAUGGCGACCUCUCCGGCCCUCUCAUCUUCUGCAUGCUCUUUGGCCUCUGCCAGCUCAUGCACGCCAAGGUGCACUUUGGAGUCGUGCUGGGCUGGUCCGUGGUGGCAUCGACUUUCAUCUACACCGUCUUCAACCUUCUCGUGGGAGCGAGAUCGUCGCAGGCGGGGCUAGACUUGUACCGCUGCUGCUCCAUCUUUGGCUAUGGGCUGCUACCAAUGGUGCUCUACUCCGCCGUCUCGAUCUUCUUCCCUCGUCGGGGUGUGCUGACAGCAAUAGCAGCAGUGGUGGCUAUUGUGUGGUGUACCCGGACAGCUGCAUCUCUCUUGGUGGCAAUCGUUCCUCAAGCUGACGAUGUGCGGGCGCUCAUUGCAUUCAUGUGCAUCGUAACAUACUUCUGCUUCGCUCUUCUGGUCCUAUUUUAGAGUUGGGAUGCAGCCGAGUGUCUCCUAGUGGCAAUCAUUCCACAAGCUGAUGGCGUGCGAGCACUUACUGCCUUCAUGUGCAUUGUUCCCUACUUCUGUUUUGCCCUCCUCUUGCUGUUCUGUGAGGCUAACCAAUCCGGUUCCCUCUUGGUCAAUGUACCUAAAAUAAUAUUUUAAUGGUUUGGUGGUCUAGCCUACUGUGUGGUGGUAACUUCGAUUAA
Closterium sp. NIES-67 is the source of this 1519-nucleotide messenger RNA. The record is from the annotation of a GenBank genome assembly. NCBI's taxonomy places the organism in Eukaryota, Viridiplantae, Streptophyta, Zygnematophyceae, Desmidiales, Closteriaceae.